Molecule: messenger RNA, 2044 nt
Organism: Cucumis melo (muskmelon)
Lineage: Eukaryota; Viridiplantae; Streptophyta; Magnoliopsida; Cucurbitales; Cucurbitaceae
Product: 4-hydroxybenzoate polyprenyltransferase, mitochondrial
Exons: 9
Coding region: 418-1602 (394 amino acids)
Biological process (GO): ubiquinone biosynthetic process
Cellular component (GO): mitochondrial inner membrane
Molecular function (GO): prenyltransferase activity
Source: RefSeq, a predicted model, not a curated record
UCGAAGUUUUAUCGUGAGAAAUUUAGCGUCAUUUCUUUUUCUGUCCCUCGAGUUAUUUAUUCCUCUUCGCUUCUCCGAGGACACAGCUGCAGAUCGUCACUCAGUCCUUCUGCCGCUCCUGAUUAGCCGCCGCCGCCGUCUCCCCGAUCCACGUUGGAUCUCAAUUGGCAGAGGCUGUGACCCACGUGACACUAAUGGAGCAGGCGACUGGCAACUGAGUUUGCUGAUUUUUACGUUAGGCUUCCAAUUGUGAGACUGGAAAUGCUAUAUGGAGAAAUGAUUCAAUUUGGAACUGGACGAAGACUUAGGGUAGUUGUUCUAUUGGGAUUUAAGGUCUCGAACAACUUCGAGCCAUUCAAGACGAAUUGGUUGAGAUCGUAGUGUGAGUUAUUUAUAUUAGCUUGUUUUGGCUCGGAAAUGGCGUCUUUGCUGUUCCGUACUUCACGCAGGUCCGUAUCCUGCCUCUCUCUUCAUCGUAAAUAUCUCAAUCUCUUCUCCAGCCUCGAGUCGCCAAUUUCAUACACCAGAGCUAGUUCAGUUUCCAAUUUAAGGUGUGGUCGGUCAGAUUUUGUUGUUGAAAGUUUCAUUCGAGAUUUUAGAUUUGGACUUAUCCAUGAUUUUUCUACAUCUUCGGACGUAAAAGAGAGUUCAAAGAGUGAUGAGAGUCCGUAUGGUAGUGUUAAAAAUGAUGGAAAAUCAGAGGCGAAAGCUGAGAUGUCCUGGAUUUCUUUGUAUUUGCCAAAAAAGUUUCAGCCUUAUGCCCACCUUGCACGGCUCGAUAAACCUAUUGGGACGUGGUUGCUUGCUUGGCCUUGUAUGUGGUCAAUUACCUUGGCGGCACCUCCAGGCCAACUUCCUGACUUUAAAAUGUUGACUCUAUUUGGAUGCGGGGCUUUGCUUUUGAGGGGUGCUGGGUGUACCAUAAAUGACCUCCUUGAUCGAGAUAUUGAUACAAAGGUUGAACGUACAAAACUUAGACCAGUUGCUAGUGGUCAAUUAACCCAACCCCAGGGAAUCAGUUUUUUAGGGUUGCAGCUAUUUUUGGGACUUGGAAUUCUCCUUCAAUUGAAUAAUUACAGUCGCAUUUUGGGGGCUUCCUCUUUGCUUCUAGUCUUCUCCUAUCCUCUCAUGAAGAGGUUCACGUAUUGGCCUCAAGCAUAUCUGGGUCUGACGUUCAACUGGGGAGCUUUGUUAGGAUGGGCAGCCAUCAGAGGAACUUUGGAUCCAGCUAUUGUUUUGCCACUAUACUUUUCUGGAGUAUUCUGGACUCUUGUAUAUGAUACGAUAUAUGCACAUCAGGACAAGGGAGAUGACUUAAAAGUCGGCGUUAAAUCUACUGCUUUGAGAUUUGGAGAUUCAACUAAGGAGUGGAUUACUAUGUUUGGAAUUGCAAACAUUGGCUGUCUUGCUCUUAGUGGUUACAAUGCUGAUAUUGGAUGGCCAUUUUAUGCACUUUUGGCAGCUGCAUCUGGACAGUUGGCUUGGCAGAUUUUUACUGUUGACUUAUCAAGUCGUGCUGAUUGCAAUCGAAAGUUCAUCUCCAACAAGUGGUAUGGUGCUUUAGUAUUCAGUGGGAUCUUGCUUGGUAGACUUUCUUCUUAGCCUUUUCCGAAAAAUAUGCGAAAGCCAGAAUGGAUGGUUUGCUAUUGUUAGACCUUUUGAAGAAGUCCGAUGUGUUCAUAAAAUAUAAAAGGAUUCGAUCUUGCACUAUCUUCAAAUGACAUUGGUACUACAAAUCGUGAUUGGAUUUUAUCUUCAAACCCAGAAAUUGGAGAGUGAGCGAAGCUCUGUUGAUGUUGUUUCCAUGUGAAGAUGAAGGCAGAGGUUUGAAGUAACCGUGACUACUAUUAGAGCAGGUUUGAAGUAAUAACUGACUUGAGGUUGUGGGCGCAAUAGGGAAAAAAGUUUCAGUUCCAACACAAAACCAUAAAAAUGUAGAUGCACUAGAUCUCUUUAGAAAAAUGACUAAGCUUAUUUCACUUUUUUUUUUUCUUUACUAGAAACAUGUUUUUCUUUUGGGGUUAAAUUUGCUUUAUUUGGCUUC